Periophthalmus magnuspinnatus is the source of this 2169-nucleotide messenger RNA. RefSeq names its product RNA-binding region (RNP1, RRM) containing 3 (gene rnpc3). The transcript has 14 exons. Lineage: Eukaryota; Metazoa; Chordata; Actinopteri; Gobiiformes; Gobiidae. Gene Ontology annotation, cellular component: U12-type spliceosomal complex. Gene Ontology annotation, molecular function: pre-mRNA intronic binding; U12 snRNA binding; protein binding. The record is from RefSeq and is a predicted model, not a curated record. Bases 260 to 1762 code for a protein of 500 amino acids. Gene Ontology annotation, biological process: mRNA splicing, via spliceosome.
GCAUGCGCAGUAGCUUAGUUUAGCUUAGCACAGGUUUAUUCAUUCAGAAGUUCUUUUUAGCUCCGUUUAAAGCCGCUGAUCAAUGGAAAAAGCCACAAAACUUUAAAACUCAAAUGUUUUUGUUUGAUUCGUGUCGGUUUAAGUUUAAUAAAACAGAGAUUUGAUGCGUUUGUUGAGCUCGGGGCUGGAUUUGUGUGGAUAUAUUUGAUUCUCGCAGAAGCGGACUCUCUGUCUGGAAACAUUUAAUUAUUUGAAUAAAAUGGAAAAGACUGAAGAGAAUCCGAAGUCAAACGUGAGUAAAACGCUGCUGGUCCGACAGCUUCCCCCAGAGCUGAGCAAAGAGGAGAAAGAAGAUCUGCUGCAGCACUUUGGAGCCGAGUCUGUGCGAGUCUGUGCGAGCCGGGGCCGGAUGAAAAAUGCAGCUUUUGCCACUUUCAGGACCGAGCGUUUUGCUGCUAAGGCGCUGGUGCGGCUGCAUCAGCUGCAGGUCCUGGGUCAGACUCUUGUGGUAGAGUUUGCAAAAGGUCAAGAUUCUGUUGUAUCAUUAAAAGAUCCACCAGUGACAAAAAUCAGAGACAAAACUCCCACAGAACAGAAGCGGCCGGAGCCCAAACCGAGUAUUCCCUUUUCAGAAGACAGCCUCGCACCAAGCCUCGGGUUGAAAUUUCAAGCAAACCCCAUUUUAAAAUAUUUAUAUCCCCCGCCUUCAAACGCCACCCUGGCAAACAUCACACACGCCCUCAUCAGCGUGCCCAAGUUUUAUGUUCAGGUUCUGCAUCUGAUGAACAAAAUGCACCUGCCUUGUCCUUUUGGCCCCGUCACAGUGAGGCCCCCGACGUACGAGGUUUUGGCCCCGGCUCCUCCUGUUCCUCCUCCUGAAAACCCCCCCCUGCCCCGACAGGACGGCUCCAGCGAGGAGUCUGAGUACGAGAGCGAAGACGACGACGUUAAAGAGAGGAUCGCACGUGUGAUGGGGCUGGUCAACCAAGCGUGCAAGAGACCGCUGAGACAAAAGGCAUCCUCCGAACGAAAGAAGCCCCGGAUCAAGUCUCUCCUGUUCGCUCCUAAAGCAGAAUCCCAGAGUGCCCCGGCGCUGCAGCCGUCAGACGUGUUUGAGCAGCCGCAUCCGACCGGACACAAGAAAAUCGAGUUUCACAUUUCGGUUUCAGAGACAAAAGUGGAGUCGUCCGGACCCGGCGUGGCGUCCCCGAGUGAACAAAGAGAAGAGGAUGUAGAAGCCCCUCCGAGCACACAGGGGGCAGCAGAGGUGCUCGAGGGAUUUGGAAAGCUCUUCCCCAGCGCACAGCCGUCUGAAACACAAGAAGACGACGACGACAGCGAAGACGAGGACGUGCCCAAAGACGUCAUCUCCAGGAAGGAGCUGGAGCGAGGACGACUCUCCAGAGAUGAGAUAAAAAGAAUUUCUGUAUUUAAAAAUUAUGAACCGGGCGAGCCGACGUGCAGACUGUACGUGAAGAACAUCUCUAAACACGUGGAGGAGAAGGAUCUGAAGUACAUCUAUGGGAGGUACAUCGAUCGUUCGUCUGAAGCAGAAAGAAACAUGUUCGACGUCGUGCUGAUGAAGGAGGGCCGGAUGAAAGGACAGGCGUUUGUGGGUCUGCCCAGUGAGGCCAGUGCCCAGCGAGCCCUGAGGGACACCCACGGAUACGUCCUCCACGACAAACCGCUCGUGGUCCAGUUUGCCCGCUCAGCCAAACCCAAGGACGGCGGCGGCGGCGACACAAAGCGACGUCCGCGCUGAGCCAAACAGGUGAGUCCGACAAUGAAACUGAGGCUUCUGCCAAAAAUAAUCAUCAUAAUAAUAAUAAUCCUCCAGACGGAAACGGCACUUUUAUCUUUGUAAUGGUGUUUUCUGUUUGCAUUUGUUUACAUUUAUUUAUUCAAGAUGCCACGGGCUGAUAAUGUGCUCCCGCUGAAGCUUUUGUAUCCUUGUUCUUAAAAUAUCCUUUGAAAAAACAGGGCGCUCCUCAGCCCAGAACAAUGGGACACACUCUGGACCUUUAGUUUAGACUUUAUAUAAAAACAGCUUCAAUUCUGUUUCACAAUGAGGACAAUGAAUCACAACAGUCUCCACUUUUUGUACUUUUUAGGUGAAGCUCAUCGACGUCGACCUGUUUUUUUGUACAGAAUAAAAUAUUUGAUUAAAUG